CCGGCUGACCAUUCCCCACGCCCCGAGAGCCCUGCGCUGGUGGAGGAUCCUCAGGAGACAGCAGGGGACAGCGAGGGGGUGGCAGGGGGGCUGCCCUGGCCCCUCUGGCACAAGCAGCGCCAAAUGGAGGAGGAUUUUGGGGAGCUGCUGGAGCAGUACAAGCACUUCAAGUCCUUGCCGGAGUCGCUGAGCCUGGAGCAGCUGAGCCUGGUGGGGAGCCAGUCCCAGGAGGAGGUGGAUGCACCCACGGCAGGGGAUGGUGGCCCCAGCAAGGUCCCCUGCAGGACACGGUCACUCGAGGAGGAGCCCAGCCUCGAGCCCUUGGCCUUGCACCUCCCACAGAGAAGAGCUGCGACUCUUCCCCCCAGAGGAACCGCAAACCUGGAGGAGACACUGGGCCACCCCUCCCCUGCACCUGCUGAGGAGCCACCAGCCUCUGCCAAGCCCCCCCUGGGGGUCCCUGGGCCACCACGGGUGUCCCUGUCCCUCGGUGGGACAGGCAGCGGUGCCACCCAGCCUGGGCCCCACAAGGAGCAGCGCAUCGUGUCCCCAGAGACCGACAGUGGCUUCGUGGGCUCGGAGGCCAGCAGGGUGUCACCCCCCAUGCACACCCCCGAGCAACAUCCCCCUGGUCCAGGGGCUCCGGGCUCGCUGGGACCCUCCGUCCCCAUCCCCAGCAGCCUCCGCACCCCACGGGAGAGAGAGACGACCCCGCUUCCCUCCGAGACAGCACUGAUGGGCAUC
Molecule: messenger RNA, 744 nt
Organism: Zonotrichia albicollis (white-throated sparrow)
Lineage: Eukaryota; Metazoa; Chordata; Aves; Passeriformes; Passerellidae
Source: RefSeq, a predicted model, not a curated record